UGUAAACAUAGUCCACCGUCUCGGCGAGUUCUUGUGUACUUCAGUGUUUUCGAGUGGUCUGUUGUGAUCCUACACGGCCCUUGCGUGGAGCUGUACAGAGCUCAGAAGUGGUCAGAAGUGGACCCUGGGUCCACAGCAGUACGACGGUUCUCGCUGGGCGAAGGGAGCGUUAGCGCUUCUGUUGGAGUAGCACAAAUAGACUUCAAAGGUGAAGGGAGUUUCUAACGUUCGGAAGACGUCCAAGUGGAGAAAAUGGCGGAGGCGGCAGAUGUGCAGUCUACGGUGUCGCCAAAUCAUCUAAGAAAUCCUCACAUGGAAGAACUCAGAGAAAGAAUCAAGCAGCUGCACGAGGAGACCCUGGAACAACUGGAGCUGAAGCUGGAGCAGCUGCUGGAGACAGCACUGGUGGCGGCGGACGGCCCGCCCCCGACUCCAAGGCUUCACCACCCCAACUUGCUGUACGACAGCGCAAAGUACCGCAACAGGGAUAAGCCUGCCAGAGAUGGUUCGCUGCCACAGAAACAGUUCCUGGCCCGAGAGUCGGUGCUCACAGAGAUGCUCAAGGUACGGCACUUCCGCACCGUCUACAACAUCUUCAUCGCUACGCUGCUCAUGCUCUUCCUGCAAACAGCGGUCUACGACUUUGUCAUCGAAGGGCGAGUGAAGCUUGGCCUGUCGCUGGUGUGGUGGAACUUCUCCGGGUACCCCACGGUAAUCACCACGUGGCUCUGCAUGCAGGCCGCCACCUGCUGCCUGUACGCCGUCUUCGGCCGCUGGUCUGCGUUACGGGUCGCUCUGCCUACUAAAGGGUAUGGGCGACGCGUUCUGGACCUUGGUGGCCUGGUGUCCCUGCUGUGGUUCCAGAUGCAGUUCUUAGUGCUGCCGGCGCGAAUCCUGUAUGCCAACAGGCUGCCACCUGUAUCUGCUAUGAUCAUUCUUGGCGAACAGGUAAGGAUGCUGAUGAAGACGCAUGCGUUCAUUCGCAGCAACGUCCCGCAUGUUCUGGCGUACAAGCCACAUACAGAGAGAAGUUCCAGGCUGGUUCCGGAAUUCAGCAAAUUUCUGUACUUCAUGUUCGUGCCUACACUGUUAUACAGGGAUUCGUAUCCAAGGACGAAAGAAAUCCGCUGGAAGGUGGUAGCCUGGCACUUGGCCGAGGUGUGCGCCGUCAUUCUGUUCGUCAGCAUCACCUUCGAGCGCAGCCUGCUGCCUCUGUUCGUGGACUUCGGGAAGCACCCUCCAUGUCCCCGGUCGCUGAUCGCCGCCAUUUUUGGAAGUAUGGUGCCGUCCCUUGCUGUAUUUCUUAGCUGCUUCUACUGUGUACUGCAUGCGUGGCAAAACGCAUUUGCUGAGAUGAUGUGUUUUGCUGAUCGCAUGUUUUACAAGGACUGGUGGAACGCGCGGUCGCACGCGACUUACUACCGCACGUGGAACGUGAUCGUGCACGACUGGCUGUACGAGCACGUGUACCGUGACGUGAGCCGUCUGCUGGGGCCCGGCCGGCGCACCCAGCCGCUGCUCGCCGUGUUCCUGCUGUCCGCCGCCGUCCACGAGUACAUCGUCACCUACACGUUCGGCUUCUUCUACCCCACGCUCUUCGUUGCGUUCGGCAUCUGUUCAGUGGGUCUGGUGUUCGUGACGCACGACCAGCUGAUGGGGCGGUAACGUGAUGCUGUGGCUGCAGCUGAUGGUGGGCACCGGCCUGCUGGUCAGCGCUCACCUCAUGGAGUGGGAGGCCCGGCAGCGCUGCCCUCCCGCCGUCGAUUCAUCUUGGGAUUUCUACGUUCCCCGGUCAUGGUUCUGCUUUUCUUCAUUGGAGGGCAUCUGAGCUGUCAAGAACUAACACAAUGGCG
This is a messenger RNA of Schistocerca gregaria, 1853 nucleotides long. Its product is annotated as sterol O-acyltransferase 1-like. Gene Ontology annotation, cellular component: endoplasmic reticulum membrane. Lineage: Eukaryota; Metazoa; Arthropoda; Insecta; Orthoptera; Acrididae. The transcript has 12 exons. Gene Ontology annotation, biological process: cholesterol metabolic process. Bases 253 to 1665 code for a protein of 470 amino acids. The record is from RefSeq and is a predicted model, not a curated record.